This is a messenger RNA of Copidosoma floridanum, 1296 nucleotides long. RefSeq names its product T-cell activation Rho GTPase-activating protein-like. The record is from RefSeq and is a predicted model, not a curated record. NCBI's taxonomy places the organism in Eukaryota, Metazoa, Arthropoda, Insecta, Hymenoptera, Encyrtidae.
AUGAAGAGGGCCAUUUCUAACUGGUGCAGAAAGACUAGAGCGUCUUUCCGGUCCCUUCGGCGCGGAUCAAAUGAUCACCAGCCGAGUAGUGAGAUUCAGAGGCUCUCCAAGUACGAAAAGUACAUGGAAACCGACGCGCAAAAUUUGGCGUCAGUCAAUAGUAAUGCAAAGUCGCACAAAUCCCGGACAUGGGGUCUCCUGCGAAAAUCCGCCUCCUCUAGUCCCCGCGUCUUUGGUGUCAAUCUAGCACGGCUUGACGAGAACGGCUUGCCCAAGCCGGUCCUCGUCAUGCUGCAGCAGCUCCUCGCCAAGGGUCCCUCCACCCAAGGCAUCUUCCGCAAAUCCGCCAAUUUGAGGGUGGUCCGGGAGCUCAAGGACCAGAUUGAGUCCUCGGGAGACACCAGCUGCCUCGAGGACGCGUCCGUACUUGCAGUGGCUGCCCUACUCAAGGACUUCUUGAGAUCCCUGCCCGACCCCCUCCUCACCUCUCACCUCUUCUCCCUGUGGAUGGCCAGCCUCGAGUCUCCGGACCCGCUCAAGACGAUCAAAAGCAUUUUGGACCGUCUGCCGAGGGCAAACUAUACGCUGCUGUCGCACUUGAUCCAUGUGCUGCACCACAUAGCCCGGCGCUCGAAGCACAACCUCAUGUGCGCGAGUAACCUCGGCGUGUGCUGUGGGCCAAGUCUGCUCUGGUCCAAGAGUCUCUCGGUAAACCAGAGCCGGGCGAUUCCUGCCCUCGUGGAGAUGCUUAUCCAGCACUGCGAGGUCCUGUUUGGUGAAGGGGUUGAACUCGACCUGCUUUUCGGCGCCAAGCCAAGCGACAGCGGAGCCGAAGACAGCACUGACAGCCUACACUUAGCUGAUGGAAUUUCCCUGGACAAUCUCUGUUUGACAGAACCUCUACGCAAAGAUUGCUUGUCCUUGUCCACGUAUUCUGGGCUGGCGCUGUCGGACUGUGAGAUCUUUGUCCCUGAAUCGCCAGUGGAUUCCGAGGACUCGGCUGUCAAGCUUCGAAAGGCCGUGAAAGAAAACGUCGAGAACCCCAAGGAGGAGGUCCUGUACCGGUGGAGGAUCAUAAAAUUCACGGACAUCAUAGUAGACUACAGUAAGUCGGCACAACAGGACGCCAGGCUGCACGACUUUGGCAAAAGAGACAUCGGCAGCGAUAACAGUAGUAGUGGCAGUUGCAUAAUCGGUAACAAUGAGGAUGAUGAGCACAAGCAAACGUGGCCGGAGACGCCGCCACCUUUGCCUCCGCGACGCCGGCACUCGAAGCCCGUCAAUCCUAACUUCUAG